AUGGUGGAGCUUGCGGGAGUGGAUGCGGUGUGCAUCAUCUUUCUCCAAGGGAUCACUGCGGUAUCGUUGUGUGCGGUUGUCGUGCAAUCUGUGUGCAAAGGUCAACUUCCCAACAUGGUCGUUCAGAUGCAGUAUGGCUUCUGCAGCCUUCGAGACCACUGGGCUCAGGUUGCCAAGCCCAAGCCCGGCAACGCACGUGUGCAGGCGAAGUUUGUGGCCACUUUGUGCAGUCUUCUGACCAACAUCGCCAGGAUUUCAGCGGUCGCUCUUUUUCUGCGACUACUGGCUAUUCAGGGCCCGCUGAUGAGAAAUCAGCCUCAUCAGCUGCAGCCUUCGCUGGACAUCUCAAACCUCAUCUCAUAUCCAAUCAUGUUCUUUCUGGCCGUGUUCCACGACAAGGUCAUCUCCGGCAGAACAUUGGAUGUUUGGUAUGUCCUGCUGCAAGCGCUUUGUGUGGUUCCUUUGCUCUCCACUACGCCACAGGAUGUUACUAGCGUCUCCCUCGUAACUUUGCUUUCUCGCGUCACGUUGGGUUUGUGCCCGACGCGUGGGUGGCUUCCAAUUGUUGGGAACGUGAUUCACUGGAUCUUAGCUGUGAAACAGGUGGAGUUCCGAUUGCAAAGCGAUGUCUUUCUCGCACAGUCAGCCGAACUUGUUCUACUAUUCUCCGGCGUGUUCCCCCUCAGGCACGCAUUGUAUGAAAAUAUCAGGAUGAGUUUUGAGUUGAACACACGUACCAUUGAUCUCUCAGCGGUGUCGGGACUGCUUCUCGGAUACUGUGACGCGGUGGUCGAAGUUGAUAGCAGCUUGAAACUCACAGACGACUCUCGGCAGUUGUCCACGUUGCUUCUGCACGGGCAUGGCAUCUCUGCUGGAAGUUUGGCCGGCUACGACUUCCUCAGCUUUUUCCAUGUGGACGACCGGGAACACAUCAGGGUUUCAUUGGGUGCGAAAAACCAGAGCACACAAGCUUUGGCUCUCAACGCUCGGAUGCAGGAUUGCUUGGGCAACUUCGUGAAAGUUGAGAUCUUGUUUACGUCCUUCCAGAAUGCUGAUGGCGAAGAGUGUCGCUUGGUAGGAAUGCGUGAAUUCCAGGAUUUCAGCUCUGUUGCUGUGCCGCUUCCUGCAGGUCCUGCACUCUCACCAGCAGAGGCAAGUCCAUCGCAGGAUCUUUGUUCCGUUGCCUUUGAUGCCACGUCCUUCGACAUCCUCUCUGUGUCCGCAGCCUUCAAGAAGCUUUGCUCCUCAGUGUGUUAUGGAUCCCGAGUUUGA
Messenger RNA from Symbiodinium sp. CCMP2456, 1272 nucleotides. Lineage: Eukaryota; Dinophyceae; Suessiales; Symbiodiniaceae. The record is from the annotation of a GenBank genome assembly.